CACCACUCGUCCUCUCCUCCCCCUCUCUCCUACGCACCCACAGCCGCCGCCCUCUCCCUCCCUCAGAUCUCGAUCCGCCGCCGCCCCCAAACCCACCCCCCUGUCAACGACCCUCACCGUAGAUAUGGUGUUGUGGCGCCGAGGCCGGGCCGACCUGAGCGCCCUACUCCUAGCGACCGUCGUCGCCUCCUGGAUCCUAUUCCACGGCGCCUCCGGUUACACGGCCGUGUCACUGGCCGCCGACAUGCUCUUCCUCCUUCUGGUCGUGCUGUACGCGUGGUCCAGGGCUGCGCGCCUCCUCGGCCACCCCGCGCCGCCCAUCCCCGACCUGCAGCUGGUGGCCGACGAGCUCGACGCGCUCAUCAGCUCCGGCCUCGCCGGCAUCGUCUCCGCCUUCCGCCGCGUCGCGCAGGGCCAGCCCGGCUCUGGGCGCGUCUUCGCCUGACUCAGCUGCUCAAGGAACCAUGAGCCUACCUCUCCGGCCCCUUCCGCGCCGUCAUGGAUGCCGCCGAGCUCCUCCUCCACAAGAUCCGC
This is a messenger RNA of Triticum dicoccoides, 534 nucleotides long. RefSeq names its product reticulon-like protein B12. The record is from RefSeq and is a predicted model, not a curated record. Bases 125 to 445 code for a protein of 106 amino acids. Gene Ontology annotation, biological process: response to bacterium. The transcript has a single exon. NCBI's taxonomy places the organism in Eukaryota, Viridiplantae, Streptophyta, Magnoliopsida, Poales, Poaceae.